GCAAGCAUAUACUCAUGUGUAUUUUCAGGCAAAUCUGUUAGCCCUCUCACUGUUGAAUCCGAAGGCGAAUCUGUUUGCCCACUCGCUCUUGAGUCCCACUCGGACAGCACUGUCGAACCCGAGCCAACACUCGAAGACAACACCACCAGCGCUGCUAGUAGCGUUGCGAGUCUGGCACCUGUAGUGUCUCCAAUACCACCCCCCGAUGCGAGUCUGGCACCUGUAGUGUCUCCGAUACCACACCCUGAUGCGAGUCUGCCAUCUGUAGUGACUCCAAUACCACCCCCAUCACCCACAGCCGAGAAAGAAAACCAACCACCGACUCAUGGCUGCAUUGUUUUGACGAAUCCCCUUAUGGGUUUGACCUGUCAGCCAUUGGUGAAAUCAGCUGUACCGACAAGCGCGACUGUACCGACAAGUGCCACUGUGCUGGAUACCGCCAAGACCAUUUUAAGUUUGAAGCUGGGACUGCCGUCCACUUCAAAGACCAUGGUCCCCACAAACAUUCCUCUCGCGCCUGGUAACCCUGCUGCACUCCCUCAGGUGAACGAUGCUCCUGCCACUGGGACUCCUUCAUCUUCGAAGAAGCCUGCAAAAAUGCGGCCAGGUCCAAUGAAGAAAGGGCGGUAA
Suillus subalutaceus is the source of this 630-nucleotide messenger RNA. RefSeq lists its product as uncharacterized. The transcript is spliced from 3 exons. NCBI's taxonomy places the organism in Eukaryota, Fungi, Basidiomycota, Agaricomycetes, Boletales, Suillaceae. The annotation marks the transcript as partial. The record is from RefSeq and is a predicted model, not a curated record.